AUGAGUCUCGACUUCGCCCUUCGAGAGAUCCUCCAAGAUGACCCAGAGUCGGAUCUCAUCGUCAUGUUCGGAGCUGAAUGCUGGGGAUGUCACAAGAGCGUUGUCUUCUCCGCGGCGCCAUUACUCCGCAAUGAUUGCACCUGCAAGGAGACCUGCGGAAUCGAAUACAACGAACUGGACCUCUCGGGAGAGACUUACAAAGCCGCACGUCUGGCAAUACUGUCGAUGUACGACUUCGAUGAGACCAGGACACUUGAAGGCUUCAGUUAUAGAUCUUGCAUUGACGUGUUGGAGAUUGCAGAGCGUUGGGGAAUGGAGGAUCUCCAGCAAGCGGCUAGGACAGCUUUGGAAAAGCAAGCGAUGUUCUCUGAGAAUUCCAGGCGGACAGCAAAAGUCAUCGCCGCGUUGCGCAAUCUGAGCGAGGAAGAGGACCUCAUGUUGGCAGAUCGAAUCGAGAUGAAGCGUAUGCCCGAGCUACUUCUGGCAUCUCGUCGUGGUCAGUUGUCCUACGAAAACGUCAAGACAUUCCUCGCCUCGGUCGGGGUGGCGACUAGCGGGAAUGUCUUCAGUUCGAAGGAGGUCGUGCUCAAGGAUGUUGUGCCCAUGGAAGUCGACGCUCCUCCAGCUCGGGAGAAGACUGCGCCCAGCUCUUACAAGCCGAUCAUUUCACACAAAGCUACUGUCAAGCCUGAACAGACCAUUGCCAGCGAGAAAGAAGCUACACCAAGAUCCGGGCCUCCACUCAAGCGCCGCAGAUUCAGCGACGAAGAAAGCAAGGGUAUUUUCAUGACAGAGCUUCCGAUCAGGCAAUCCAAGGUGAAGUUCGUCGCAGUAGACGCAGCUGGAGCCGCCAAGUCCGCCAUAUCUCCAGCACGUCCUCAGAUGAUCGUUUUCGCAGGUCACCUCACCACGAACACCUGCGCGCUCCAACCCCGACUCCUCGGCCACUCACUACCGAAAGUCGACCUCGAUGGGAGUGGAUGCACAUACACAGAACCUUUUGGUGACGAAUCUUUCGUUGGCGACUGGGCAGGAAGGAUCGUCCGGGCCUUUCUUGUCUCUGUCCACGUCACAGGAGCGGGACUGGACUUGCCAGAGGAGAGCCGCGAGUACAGCAAGGAGAGCGAGGUGUUUACGUCACAGGAUCGAUAUCCAGCAGCCAUGGGACUCACAGCCGAUCUUCCGUUGCUCUUCAACGAUGAAACGUACUCGGACCUCAAGGUACAUUACCAAGGCACGGGUGAUUGCAGUCACAGAUGCAUAGUCUUGCCAAAGUCGAAAAAGCUUCGUGACAUGUGCACGCGCGAGAAAGAUGAUUUGAAGGGUGUGCCGCAGUACGAGAUAGACAUGAGCUCCGAGGCGGCUGGCUAUGCGCCUGUCGGGGCGAUGUUGAAGUCGAUGUACAUGAGCGACGAGACUCAGAUAUUCGAAGGAUGCACUUUUGGCGAGUGCGUUGCUACGUUCGACCUCGCGGAACGCUUCGGUCUGGCUGAUCUCAAGGAGGCUACGCGUAGGGCUUUGGGUCCGGCUAAUGACAACCUUCGACUUGGCUCGGAUGUCGGAGAGUGUAUGGAUCUGAUCCUGAACUUGAAGGGCGCCGAGGUCUCAGCACUUGUCGAUCAAUUCUUGCUAGAGCGAAUGCCCGAGUUCCUCUGCCAUAAACCCACGUCUCAAUGGCUGGAAGGGAAGGACACUCUCAGGUAUCUCAGUAUGCUGGAGCGUCGGACAAGAAUCGACAGCACACGCAUCACCUCUGGAGAAGACAGUGUCUUCGAAGACAGCCCGGACAACAGCUGCGUGACGAAAGCUGCUCGAGCGAUGGUCGGGCCGGAACCUGAGCCCGAGUCCGAGCCUGAGUCUGAACCCGAACCUGACGCUGAUCUAGCUCCGCCAUCCAAGAAACGCCGGCGUGGUAGAAAAUUGAACAGCGUCGAUGCAGAUACCACUGCAUUAUCGAAUGCAGUUGUCAAUAUCGCUGAACAAGCAAGCUCAGUGGAUGCUGUGAUACUACAGGACAAUUUCGAGGAGAGUGCUGCCUUGAGGUCGUCCUGGCCGCCUGCCGAAGCGCCGCAGCCUGCAGUUGCGAGACGCAAAUCCACAAGGCUCAAGACCAUUCGCAAGCAGGCCACGUUCUGUGCCGGUGAGGCGGAUGAGAUGCGGGAGGUCUACGCCGGAGAGAUGGAGCCAGAAGGUGCCAACGGAAAGCAGAGAGUGGCGCUGCGGAGACCAGGAAGCUACGAUGGGGAUGAUGAAGAGCCAGACGUGGAGCUCAAGCGUGAAAAGUGGGGCUUGAAGGAAGAUACGGAGGAGCCAGUGUUUCGAUCCAAGCGCAUCAAAAGGAGUUUAAAGGAGGGAGAGGAUGAGCCAGGAGGUUAA
Messenger RNA from Zymoseptoria tritici IPO323, 2376 nucleotides. RefSeq lists its product as uncharacterized. Lineage: Eukaryota; Fungi; Ascomycota; Dothideomycetes; Mycosphaerellales; Mycosphaerellaceae. The record is from RefSeq and is a predicted model, not a curated record. Bases 1 to 2376 code for a protein of 791 amino acids. The transcript is spliced from 5 exons.